AUGAAGUAUCGACAACGUCUGGUGGGAGGCAAUCUCCGAUUUGUGGAAGAGGAGGAACAAAUUGCCGGUCAGUAUCGGCAACGUCUUAUUAGAGGCAAACUUCGAUUUGUUCCACCAGUACUACAGGAAGAGAAUCCUCCAGAGCCAAGCGAUCGUCCAUUUGACGAAAGUGAAGAGAAGGUACCUACUCCUAAUGAUGAUAAUGAUGAUAAUGAUGUCAAAAAUAAGAAUUCUGGAAGAGACGAAGUUGAACACUUUGAUGACUUGUUCAAGGGCGACGAAGCUUGCUAUGAAAUAUCGUCCAUUGGUUCAUUCGAAGCUCUGAUCAGCGGUGAUAAGAGUCUUGAUCGAAACGAUCAAUCUGUCAGAGAUGAGAAACAUGAUAGCCAGCACAAUCAUCAUCAUCGUCAUCGUCAUGCCCUCGAUGAGAAGGAUGUCAGUGAUGAUAGUGCCAGUAGUACCACGAGCGAUGAAGAAUGCGACAUUUGGAAUUCAUGGACCAUGAUCAUAUCUGACUGGUUGCGUCAAAGGGUAGUUUCAGCACAACAUGAGAAAAUGAGAAAAUCUGGAAUGGCAGUACCUCAUGAUUGUGAUAGGGACGAUGGAAGUUUUACUACUACAACAACAGCAUCGGACAGCAGUGCUGCCAGCUCUGAAAGCUCGGGGACCAACUACAUGGGCACCAGUGUACCUCAGCUGGUCCUGCAUAUACUGCGGGACGAGCUCAUUGAGGCUUGUGGCAAUGUGGAAUCCGUCAACGAGACGAAUGAGACAGCUCUGAAGAGCUACAAGAUUUCCAAGAAUCAGCAGCACGAAAAGUUGGGCCUGACAUUUGCCACGAACCACAAAGAUGGGGCCAUCUACAUUUGUGAGAUCAAACAACGGAGUAAAUUCUUGCAUACUGGUCUUCAAGUGGGCUCUAGAGUUGUUUCAAUCAACGGCAUCCCGGCACCAAAGAAACCAAAGAAGCUGCUGAAAAUGCUCAAGCGAGCACGCCGAGAAUUAGUGCUGAUUGCCGAGACGCCGGAUCCAAAAGUAAAGGCUUUUUUGCAAGGUGUGUGCCGCGAUGAUGACGAUUUUAGCAUUCAAACGGAGCCUUGGUAA
Messenger RNA from Cylindrotheca closterium, 1104 nucleotides. Lineage: Eukaryota; Bacillariophyta; Bacillariophyceae; Bacillariales; Bacillariaceae. The record is from the annotation of a GenBank genome assembly.